Spinacia oleracea (spinach) is the source of this 1000-nucleotide messenger RNA. RefSeq lists its product as uncharacterized. The transcript has 2 exons. The coding region runs from base 83 to 907 and encodes 274 amino acids. The record is from RefSeq and is a predicted model, not a curated record. Lineage: Eukaryota; Viridiplantae; Streptophyta; Magnoliopsida; Caryophyllales; Amaranthaceae.
CAAUUUCCCCAUUUUCUUCAAGUCACGAAACACACGAACAAUUAAGAGUCCCCUGAGAUGGGAGGGGACUGGCCUCGAAUCAAUGGGGAGCACUCAUUUCUUAUCCCCAUCCUCUCUCUAUCAGUUCUUCAUAAACCCUACUAAAACCCUUCUAAACCCUAAUUUCUCAUCCAAAUUUCGCUGCUCAUCAUCAUCUCGACCCAAUUGGGGUUCCAAUUCCGACACAUUCCGGCGCCGGCGCUCCGAAUUUGAAGAGGAAUUCGGGAGGAGGGAGAAACGGAGAAACUGGUGGUCCGACAAUGAAGAUGAUGACGGAGAAGAAGAUGAUGACAUGGAGUUUGGAUUCUGGGAAGAGCCUUCUACUGCUAUUGACUGGUUUUUCAAGAUAUUCAAAGCCUUUGGAUGGAUGGUUCCAGCAGUUAUGGUAUCAGCACUACUAGGGAAUACAGGAUCCAACUCAUUAAUCAUGGCAUUGGUGCUUCCCCUGGGCCAAACAGCCCUUUCCCUAGUGAUGGAUAAAUUGUGGGGAGGCCCAAGUUCUAGCGCAAAUUUCAGGCCCAAACCCAAAUCAAGGUCUAAGUCCAAGUCCAGAAGCAGGUCCAGGCCCAAGGCAAGAUCCCGUCCACGUCCGGGAAAUGGUGGUUAUCAGUCAUGGGGUGCAGCUAAAAAGGGUGGAAAAAGCAGUUCAAAAUUCGGUGGAUGGGAUGAGCUUGAUCCAGAAAUAUCGAGCAGCACCAGCUUUUCAGAUGAGCAAAGGCAAGAGGUUGAAGUUGACGCGCUCCAGAGAGUAUACGCCGACCCAGGUAAAUUGAGUAGGACGAUAAGCACCAGGGAAAAACCCUUGUUCAUAAGGUUACUGAUUGCUGUGUUUCCGAUUUUGGGUUCAUGGACCAGAUUCUUUUUCUAAUUUGAUUGUAAAUAACAAAAAUCAGCAACAUGAAGAACUAUACAUAUGUUAGUUUUAGAUUAUGUGAUUUAUAAGCAGCUUAUGUUUCCUGAA